AUGAAAGACGAAAAAAUGGCCGUGACCGCGAGUCAGGUCCCCAUGGAUCGCGCAAAGACCCCCGAAAAGGCCGGGAUGGAUGAGAUGCGCCUGGAAACCGCACUGGGCCAUAAACAGGAGCUGUCGCGACAUUUCGGGCUGUGGAGCUUGACCAGCCUAGGUAUAAUUAUUGCCAAGUAUGUAUACCUCCGCAGACACAGUAUCACUCUGCUAAUACCACCAAGCUCAUGGGCUUCCACAGGGGGCACAAUCGUGGCCGCUCUCCAGAAUGGAGGCCCAAUGGCGGUUCUAUAUGGACUGAUCUUGGUCAGCGUCUUCUACACAGCCAUCUCAGCUUCUCUUGCUGAGCUUGCCUCUUCAAUGCCUUCAGCAGGUGGUGUUUACUACUGGUCUUCGGUGUUGAGUCCUACCAAAGGCCGCAAGACCGGCUUUUUUACGGGAUACCUGAAUGCUUGCGCAUGGCUACUGUCUGCUUCCUCCAUGAGCUCGAUUUUGGGCAACGAGGCUAUAGCGAUGUAUUUAUUGAAGCAUCCGACUAUCGAGUGGCACUCCUGGCAGGUUUUCAUUGUAUUUCAAAUUGUCAAUUGGACAUGUUGCGCCAUCGUCUGUUUAGGGAAUCGGUUUAUUCCAUUGAUCAACCGUAUCGCUCUGAUCUUAUCCAUGUGUGGACUACUCACAACGGUGAUAGUCCUCGCGGUGAUGCCUAAAAAGCAUGCCACCAGCUCUCAAGUCUGGACGCAAUACCACAACAUGACGGGCGGAUGGUCUGAUGGGAUCUGUUUCAUGACCGGUUUGUUGAAUGCUGCAUUUGCAGUGGGUGUACCGGAUUGUAUCAGUCAUCUGUCAGAAGAAGUGCCCAAACCAGAGGUCAAGGUCCCACAAGGCAUCAUGCUACAAAUGCUCACGGCCUUCACCACCUCAUUCGUCUACCUGAUCGCCCUUUUCUACUCAAUCCAAGACCUGGACGCCGUUUUCGCAAGCAAUAUCGGAUUCUUCCCAACAGCAGAGAUCUACCGACAAGCAACUGGAUCCAACGCAGGCGCCAUUGGACUUAUCGCCGUCCUCUUCCUUGCAACGUUCCCAACAUUGAUCGGCACAUUCAUGACCGGCGGGCGAAUGUGGUGGAGUUUAGCGCGGGACAACGCGACCCCGUUCGCAAGGUAUUUCGCCCAUGUCCAUCCAACACUCAACUGUCCCGUGCGAGCAACAGUUGCCAUGAGCGCGCUCGUCACCUGUUUGGGGUGUAUCUACAUUGGCAGCACAACAGCGUUCCAAGCACUCAUCUCCUCAUUCAUUGUACUGAGCUCGUUGUCCUAUUUUGGCGCCAUAUGCCCACAUGUCCUGUCAGGCCGUCGGAACAUGGUCCCUGGUCCAUUCUACAUGGGCCAAAACCUUGGAAUGGUGGUCAAUAUCGUGUCCCUGGUUUACAUUCUGGUCACUGUCGUUUUCUUCUGCUUCCCCUUCGUGCUGCCGGUCACAGUGGAUAAUAUGAACUACACCAGCGUCAUUACCGUGGGCUUGAUGGCCCUGACUGCCGUGUGGUGGGUGGCCCGUGGAAGACGCCAGUUCAAGGGUCCUCGGUAUAGUUUUGCAGCUGCUGAACGGUUGGCUACAUUCCAAGAAGGCAAACAGGGCCGUCAAUCAUUUAUCCAUGUCACAGGUGAUGCACCUGUUGCUUCUCUCGAGCAUCAAAAUACAUAA
Penicillium olsonii is the source of this 1701-nucleotide messenger RNA. The record is from the annotation of a GenBank genome assembly. NCBI's taxonomy places the organism in Eukaryota, Fungi, Ascomycota, Eurotiomycetes, Eurotiales, Aspergillaceae.